Malassezia sympodialis ATCC 42132 is the source of this 1518-nucleotide messenger RNA. RefSeq lists its product as uncharacterized. The record is from RefSeq and is a predicted model, not a curated record. Gene Ontology annotation, cellular component: Cdc73/Paf1 complex. Gene Ontology annotation, biological process: transcription elongation by RNA polymerase II. Gene Ontology annotation, molecular function: chromatin binding; RNA polymerase II complex binding. The transcript has 2 exons. The coding region runs from base 1 to 1518 and encodes 505 amino acids. NCBI's taxonomy places the organism in Eukaryota, Fungi, Basidiomycota, Malasseziomycetes, Malasseziales, Malasseziaceae.
AUGGUUCACAACGCAGCUUCUGCGUGGACCGAGCCCCUCGACUGGGAGCAGGUCGACGACGAGGAUGCUUUCCUCCUGUCGGACGACCUCGCGAGCGAGGCGGGUGCGGGCAUCGAGGCCCAGGGCCAGGGCCUCGCCAAGGCGCAAGCCCAGGCCGCGAAUGUGACGUGGCUGCGGCGCACCGAGUACCUCAGUGCGGAGCAGCGCAAGCAGCGCGGCGUGGAUGCGAAGCAUGCAGCGCCGCAGCUCGACACGUCCCGGCCUGCGCAGAUCGAGCGCAUUGAGCAGGGCUUUGCAGCGGCCAACACGCCGCUAUCGUCGCUGUCGCAUCCCAGCAAGCCGGGCGUGCACGCCGUGGACGCCUAUGAAGUGCUUCCCGACCCUGAGACGUGGGCCACCAGUUUCCAGAUCAUCCGCUUCGCUGGCGUACUCGGCCGCUCAGCGAAGGGCGAGCCGGCGCUCGAUCCCCGCAUGGGAGCUGCGCUCCUGCGCCCCGUGACCGAUCCGCUGACAGGCCAGCAGCGUGUAUCGCUGUACCUGACGUGUGCCGACACAUUGCCGCCGUAUGCGCCCGGGGAAGAGGAGGCGCCACCCAGCGACGACUGGGACGAGGCGACCCAGCAGCAGCGGGAGGAUCUAGGUGCCGCGCGGUUCCGCAAGCGCCGCCGCCUGGGCGUGUUCCCCGAGGUGCCAUGGCUCGAUGGCGCCGCGGCCGAGGGCGAUUCGAAUGUCUAUGGCACUGGCUUCCGGCAUGUGCGUGAUCUCGAGCCGGUCGACCAGCCAGGCCCGACGGACCACCUGCUCGCGAUCGUGCUGGACGAUCAGCAGCCGGACGCUGCGCCGGACCUGGCGCGCGUGGACGUCGACCAAACCCUUGCGCAGUCUAUGCAGCACGACGACCUCUUUGAGGCGGACGAGUCGCCGGACGUCGAUACGACACUGCCGCCGCAGUCCGCACGCGAGCGCGAGCGCCAGCAUGUGGUGACGCCCGCGUCAGAAGGCCGCAAGGUCGCGUACUACCACCCGAUCGAUAUGCGCUACGGCCUUCGCCUGCGCCGUACCCGCAAGGCGGAGCAACGCCUCCUCGUGCCGUACGAGGGCUUUUGGCACCGGAUCAUUGUGGGCCACCGCCCGCUCACGGAGCGCGAAAUGGCCCGCCGCCUUGUUAUGCGUGAGGCCGUCGAUGCGCUGGAUAUGGAGGGCGUCGAGUAUGUGGAGAGCGAGGAUGAAGGGGAGGAAGAGGCUGCCGAAGACGCGCCUGCCGAAGAGGCGGCCGCCGCCGCUGAGGACGCGCCUGCCGAAGACGCUGCCACCGCCGCCGAGGAUGUGCCUGCCGAAGACACUGCCACUGCCGCCGAGGAUGCGCCUGCCGAGGAAGAGGCCGCCUCGGAUACCGACUCGGACGAGGCGGCUCUCGAUAUCGACGCGGAUGAGCUGGCCGAUCUGCAGGCAGAGGCCGAUGCCCACGACGACUCGAUGCCCACGGGCCGACGACGCCGCCACGAAGCCUCGGACUAG